UUUCUGAAAAUUCAGGGAACCUAAGUCCCUGUUAAGCAUAUUUCUCUGACCAAAUUUAUUAUUUAUUGUCUUCACUUAUUUUAUGUUGUUUACAUAUUGCUAGUGACUCUUGCUUGUCUGGUCAUUAUUUCUACAAUGUGUCAAUCUGAUAGUUGUGGCAAAUGAUCUGUGGCUGUCGAUCCUGAGGUUAGCUUCUGUGAAAUCAUGUCUUCAGGUUCAUGUAUUUCUAUCUAGAUUGGAUAUUGGAUUCGCAGGACAGUGGCCCAUGUUAUUAAAUACUUGAAAGAUGUUCUGACCAGUGACCACCGAACCAAAUAUGCUGCUCACAAAAUUGGUUGCAUCUGAAUGUGCAGAAAUUCUCCAAAAUUGGUCAUGAUCUUCCAUACAGUUUACGACAUUUCUAUUGUUAAAGAAAAUUGUGUGACUUAUAAUAGCACUUGUUUUAAGCGUUUGUCUCCAGAGAGCAUAAUUGAGAGCACUCACUCAAGGUUAAAUAAUGAUUGUCCUCAAUUUCCUUUGCUCCCCCAAACCCCAUACAACUUUUUGUACUGUAAGUAAUAAAUAUUUGAAGUAGCUAGCAAGAAAACUAGACAAGAAAUAUAUCAUUAAGGAUCAGAUCCUCCAUCACCAAUGGCGAAUUGCUUUAGUUAGGUCGCAGAAGAACUGUGUCUGCUCGCUAAUCACAGUGCAGUAAACAAAUUAAAUUACAGUUUAGUUAAUAAUAUGAUUGGAAAGAAUCCUGUAAGUGGCAAUGAUUAGUGAGUUAGACACAGCAUUGCAAUAUCAAUUGGUGAUAUUAUUAAUGUAGUUGAGUGAGGAGAUGAGCAGCAAAUAGGGUAGACAUAAAUGAUAUGAAUGUAUUUAAUCACAGAAUCUACUAUCCUCCAGGAUAGAAAUCUUUUGGACACCUUUCACUUUUUGUUUCCCACAGCCCUAGACGGAGCAUUUCUCUUGUGUCUGUGUUUUGGAUAUAAGGUGCCGAUGACUCAUAUGUGAUUGGUUGCUAUCAACAUAUACUCUUUUGGUGAUUAAUCUAACAUUUAUUUUUGUGGUCAUAAAAAGUCAGUCGUGUGCAUGAAUUUCUUCUGAAUUUCUGAUAUUUGGUAUGAUAUCCCUAAAUGGGCAAUUCUGCGUGGCAAUCAAUCAUGCUAGUGCAGCUGUAACCAAAUCAUGCAUUGGGUCCAAAAUGGAUAGCUCCUGACCCACUCCAUCCAUGAUGUUCACAGGUUCAAAACACCAAUACUCACUUUGAUUCAUGAGAAUUGACUCAAUCAGAACUUCACCCACAUUUCUAUCUAUUUUAAUAAGCCUUUUUUUUUUUUAUGUGUAUAUUUAUUGAAACUGGCAUCUACCUAUUCACUGCAUGGUAAUUGUCACUGACGCCAUGAAAGGGAGAUAUGGAAUGGUGAGAAGUGCAAAACAUAAGGGGCUGAUCCAGCUGUUGCUUUCAGAGCCCAGAUCUAAGUGAAUUCACUGAGGGUGGAGGGGUUUCAGGAACAAGUCUAGAGUUCUUGUGGGAAUUUAAAGCCAUGCAAAACGACAUACAGGGGCACAUUUAAGACACCCCAUCAGCCCCUUAUGCUUCUGCAUCCUAACAUCACUUUCUAGCUUUCCAACUAGACUAACAGGAUCUCUGUCAUAAUAGUUUGAAGGAAAGCAGUUGCAAUGGGUAAAAGAAAAUUAUAAAAUAAAUGCAUUAGCUUCCCCUUGUUUGUCAUUUAUGAUCUACUAUGAAUUUUUGGUAUAUUUACUUCCCUAAGUCAUCCUAAAUUUCACCGUUAGUUCUCUUGGAGGGACCCACAGACUUAUUUAUAUCAAACUGUACUGCCACUCUCUUCUUCCAUAAAAUCCAGACCUGAGAAGCCUCUGCCAUUUUUACUAUCUAACCCUGCAUUUAUGCACAGCAGAUUCAGUCUGCUUUCUGUUUACUCUGUAGGUUGCUCGCCCUUUCUUCUAUCUUUAUGGCUCUCCUUCUCUUUAUUAUUUUAAUCUUUAUGAUCCCUUCAAGCAAUGCCUAUGGGCCGCCACCUUCACCUGGCUACUGGCCAAGCUCCCAAUUCAGGUCUAUGAGCUUUUACAAAGGAUUUAGAAGCCUCUGGGGUCCUCAGCACCAAAGACUACAAAAAAAUGAAUUAAGAAUAUGGCUUGAUAGAACCUCAGGCAGUGGCUUCAAGUCUAUUCGCCCAUUCCGUUCUGGUUACUUUGGUGCUUCCAUUAAGCUCCAACCUGGCUAUACUGCAGGCGUUAUAACAUCCCUUUAUCUUUCAAACAAUGAAGCACAUCCGGGCUUCCAUGAUGAGGUGGACAUUGAGUUUCUGGGGACAACAUUUGGAAAGCCUUAUACUUUGCAGACCAAUGUUUAUAUAAGAGGAAGUGGGGAUCGUAAGAUUAUAGGCAGGGAGAUGAAAUUCCAUCUCUGGUUUGAUCCUACCAAAGAUUUUCAUCACUAUGCUAUACUAUGGAGUCCCAAGGAAAUAAUAUUCUUUGUGGAUGAUGUGCCCAUAAGGAGGUACCCGAGGAAGAGUGCGGCAACUUUUCCAGUGAGGCCAAUGUGGCUUUAUGGUUCAAUAUGGGACGCUUCAUCAUGGGCAACAGAAGAUGGCAAGUACAAAGCUGAUUACAGAUACCAGCCUUUUGUUGCAAGGUACACCAAAUUUAAGGCUAGUGGCUGCUCAGCCUAUGCCCCAGCCAGGUGCCACCCUGUCUCCGCCUCGCCGUAUCGCGCCGGUGGCCUUACAAGACAACAAUGCCAGGCCAUGAGAUGGGUGCAGAGAUACCACAUGGUUUACAAUUAUUGCCAGGAUCCCAAAAGAGACCACAGUCUAACCCCAGAAUGCUGGCGUUCUUACUGAUAUUGGGAUGCUUUAUUAAUAUUACCCCUCAGAUCAAACACUGUUCAUCUGUGAGACUCUGACUUGCUGUGUUUCCACCUUUCACAAAGUUUCUUUUUUUCUUUAUUGUGUGGUGUCUUAAAUUGGCCCCCAUUCUUGACAACGACGUUGAUGCAAGUGUCCGGAGUAGAGCGUUCAAGGCUCCCGAGACAACUAAAUUUGGAAGAUCAUGUCGGUGUUUGGUUUUUGCUUAACAUUUGUUGAUUCUGGUGAAAAAGAAAUGGAAGAGAGGAAUAAGAUCAAUGUCAAAUAACAAGCAAGGAAUUCUGCGGUAUUGGGUGGAUCGUGGCAUUGGAGAGAGUGUAAAAUAUAAUAGGCACGCUCUUCACUGUAUGAUGGUACUGUUAUUUAAAUGUUGACUACGAGAUUUUGUGUUGGGCAUGUUCUGCUCUGAUCCAAGACUCAUGCAAUGAAUCUUCAGUUAUUAAUAUGAGAGUCCCAUUUUUCAUUGUCC
This is a messenger RNA of Prosopis cineraria, 3345 nucleotides long. RefSeq names its product probable xyloglucan endotransglucosylase/hydrolase protein 32. Gene Ontology annotation, cellular component: apoplast; cell wall. Gene Ontology annotation, molecular function: hydrolase activity, hydrolyzing O-glycosyl compounds; xyloglucan:xyloglucosyl transferase activity. The transcript is spliced from 4 exons. Bases 1962 to 2852 code for a protein of 296 amino acids. The record is from RefSeq and is a predicted model, not a curated record. Gene Ontology annotation, biological process: xyloglucan metabolic process; cell wall biogenesis. Lineage: Eukaryota; Viridiplantae; Streptophyta; Magnoliopsida; Fabales; Fabaceae.